UGGGCGAAGUUUGCAACGGGCGCGAUUUUUCAAAAUGGAGCCCCGCAAGGGAGUUUCUCCCCGACCCCCAUAGUGGGGAAGGACAGGCCUCCGGACCGACAACCGUACCGACAAGGACGCAGACUAGGCGGUCAUGCGAUAGCGGUAACGGAUUACACGAAGGAGUGAGAGCAUCGCCUUCACCAUGGCGACCUGCAUCGGCGAGAAGAUUGAGGAUUUCAAGGUGGGGAACCUUUUAGGCAAGGGUUCCUUUGCAGGUGUAUACAGAGCUGUAUCCGUGAAAACUGGUCUUGAAGUGGCUAUUAAAAUGAUCGACAAAAAAGCUAUGCACAAAGCUGGUAUGGUACAAAGGGUACAAAAUGAGGUGAAGAUUCAUUGUCAACUAAAACAUCCCUCCAUACUUGAGUUGUAUAACUACUUUGAAGAUAGUAACUAUGUGUAUUUGAUACUUGAGAUGUGCCAUAAUGGAGAAAUGAGCAGAUAUUUAAAAAAUAGGAAGAAUCACUUUUCUGAAGAAGAAGUUCGGAACUUCAUGCAUCAAAUUAUUACAGGGAUGUUAUAUCUGCAUUCCCAUGGAAUACUCCAUCGGGAUCUUACACUCUCUAAUCUCUUACUCACCAACAAUAUGAAUAUCAAGAUAGCUGAUUUUGGACUUGCAACACAACUGAAAAUGCCUCACGAAAAGCAUUAUACAAUGUGUGGGACUCCUAAUUAUAUUUCUCCAGAAAUAGCUACAAGAAGUGCACAUGGGCUUGAGUCUGAUGUCUGGUCUUUAGGAUGCAUGUUCUUUACACUGCUGACUGGAAAGCCACCUUUUGAUACUGAUACAGUAAAAAAUACUUUGAGCAAAGUUGUACUAGCAGAUUAUGAAAUGCCAGCGUUUUUGUCAAGAGAGGCUCAGGAUCUCAUUCAUCAGUUACUUCGAAAAAACCCGGCGGAUCGUUUAAGCCUUUCAUCUGUAUUGGAUCAUCCUUUUAUGUCCAGUGGUAGGUCAGUAAGAAGUAAAGAUUUAGGAAACGUAGAAGACUCAAUGGAUAGUGGAAAUGCCACAAUUUCUAUCGCUUCCACUGCUUCUCCCAGUGUCAGUACAAGUGGCUGCUUAAAAGAAAAGAAAAGACUUUUAAUCGAGCAUCCACUUCCCAACAAAAUGACAGUUUUUCCUAAACACAAAAGUACUAACAAUGUGGCAAUUGGUUGUGGAAGCCCACACGACAAUCAGGGACUUCCAAUAAAUGAAGUUGUCAAUAUUGGAAGGGGAAGAACAAUGCAGCUAAUUGAAGAAAGACCUCAUUCACGUUAUCUCAGGAGGGCCCACUCGUCUGAAAGAUCAGGCACAUCUCAUAGUCAAAAUUCAGAAAUAUUAAGUCAAGUGGAAAGAUGCCAGUCCUUGGAAAUCCUCCCAAAACCAAGACAUGGACAAAAAGAAAAUACAAAAGAUUUUUCUCCUGCAAAUUGUUAUCGUGACUUCCCAAUUGUAUUUAAGGAGGACUUUCCCACUAACUGUGACUCAGUGGAAAAACAUUUUUCACCACCUACAAAACAACAGCCUUGUUCAGAUUUUCCCUGUACAAUGAAGGCUGACAAUGCUUUCUUAGAAUUGAAGACUCAAACUGAAACAAUGCAGCAAUGGCUUGGAAAUAUACAGCUUGGUGUUCAGGUAUCAGAACCUUCAUAUAAAAUAAAUGGGGAUUGUCAGUUCUAUCUUGGUAUGCCUCAAGAGGCUCUAAAGACAGCGAGAAAUAGUUCACAACAUAAAAAUUAUCCUGAUUCUGCACCAACUGUGGGACCACAAGAAUUAAGAAAAUAUACAGCUAGACUUCCAAGUAAAUCUGAAAAGGCCCUGCUAGCACCUGCAUUUGGUCUCCAUCUUAUGUCUGAAAUCAAAAACAGAGACAAAGCAUCCCAGUAUGGACACCCAAAACCUCUCCUGCGAAAUAUCAUAUCUCCUCUGAGUGCUCAUAGACUGAAACCAAUAAGGCAGAAAACAAAAAAUGCUGUGGUGAGUAUUCUAGAUACAGGAGAAGUGUGUAUGGAAUUUCUAAAGGAAUAUAAUUCACAGGAGUUUGUAAAAGAAGUACUAAAGAUUUCUCCUGAUGGAAAUGAGGUCACAGUUUACCAUCCAAAUGAAGGUAUAGGUGUUCCUCUUAAUGACAGACCUCCGGUAUCUCCUGAGCACCUAAAUGUAUAUAGCUUUGAUAACUUGCCAGAGAAGUACUGGAAAAAGUAUCAAUAUGCUGCCAAAUUUGUGCAGUUGGUACGAUCCAAAACACCCAAAGUCACCUUCUAUUCAAGAUAUGCCAAGUGCAUGUUGAUGGAAAAUUUGGCUCCUGCAGAUGUGGAAAUUUGUUUUAUGAUGGGGCGAAAAUACACAAAGCAGCAGGAGCAAUACGAAUAAUUGAAAAAUCUGGAAAAGCUUAUACAAUAAGAGAAGAAAGUGAAAUUUACAGAAGGAUAUACAAAUAUAUGUGCAUCAUGCAAAUGAGGCUCAUCGCAUUUGCCUUGCACUAGAAACUGCCAUUCUGGCAGAA
This is a messenger RNA of Thamnophis elegans (Western terrestrial garter snake), 2528 nucleotides long. RefSeq names its product polo like kinase 4 (gene PLK4). Bases 185 to 2395 code for a protein of 736 amino acids. Lineage: Eukaryota; Metazoa; Chordata; Lepidosauria; Squamata; Natricidae. The record is from RefSeq and is a predicted model, not a curated record. Gene Ontology annotation, molecular function: ATP binding; protein kinase activity. Gene Ontology annotation, biological process: protein phosphorylation. The transcript is spliced from 12 exons.